Amphibalanus amphitrite is the source of this 4850-nucleotide messenger RNA. RefSeq lists its product as uncharacterized. The transcript is spliced from 13 exons. Gene Ontology annotation, cellular component: plasma membrane. The record is from RefSeq and is a predicted model, not a curated record. Gene Ontology annotation, biological process: vitamin A import into cell. NCBI's taxonomy places the organism in Eukaryota, Metazoa, Arthropoda, Thecostraca, Balanomorpha, Balanidae. The coding region runs from base 267 to 4619 and encodes 1450 amino acids.
CGCAUCUGAGACAUUUUAUUUUUGACGCAUAAAACACUGUGACGUAUUUUCUGUUUUCAUAUCGAGAAAAGUACUCUAUUUUCUGCAUGAUGUACUGUAAUGUAUGUUUCCCACACUAUAUUUUGUUAGAAAUCCAGUAACCGUCAAUAUUCACCUGUAAUCUCCACCUUGCCGCCAGCCGAAUCACUACCUCUCUCUAUCUCGCCACAGGAGAUGUCGCCUCCUCUCCUCUAGUACCGCUCCUCCACUCCCGGGCGCCGCACACCAUGUCUGUGCGCCCGCUGGAGGACGUUUGGGAGGUGCGUGGCCUGCCGGUGGUCGGUGACCCCUCUGACCCGGGUCAGGUCACCGCCUCCGGUCCGCGGGCCGUCUCCUCGUCGGACCUCAGAGCCGCUGCCGACGACGGCGGCGGCGUGGUCGGACGGGUGGCCAUCAUCCGAAAACAGAGGUUCGUACGUCUAGAACAGGAGCGUCGUCGUGAGAUGCGCCUGGUCGAGUCGCGCAUCGAACAGGUGGCAGUGGAGGAGGCGCGGCGGAUGACCAAACUGCUGGGGUACGGCGAGGACGAUCUGGUCCGCUGGAAACGCCGGAUCGAGCCGCAGCACUUCAACACGUACUCGGCGGCAGACUUCACCACCCUGAUGGAAGACCUGCACGCUAUCUACCGGGCAAGGCAGGAGAUCAUAGCUGACUGCUUCAGCCGACAGAUGUCGCUAGAGGCGGAGCGCACGGCGCGCCUCCGGGACGUGUUCAAAAAGUACCAUCCGCUCCUGACCAGGGCGUUUCACAAGAUGCCUGCCGAGGUAGAGGAGCAGCUGGAGCUGGAGGCGGUGGCGCUCAACGAGAUGAUCCUCAGUAACCUGCGCCAGUACGCCGAGCUCCGCUUCAACCGGCUCACUGCUGAGGUGGAGGCUAAGCAGAAGCUCAAGAACCUGUGGAAGGUGCGCCGGGACGCCUGGCGGACGCUCAAUAUACUGCAGGCGGAGAAGCGUCUCUCCGAGUACCUGCGGGCGGCCGCCGUGGAGAGUCACGUGGAGGCGUCUCUGGCAGAGCUGGAGACGUGCAUGGACACCGUGUGGCAACACUACCGGGAGCACGUGACCGGACUGCCAGACCUGUUCCUCAAACACGUCACCGACGAGUCGGUGGAUGAGUGGCAGGACCAGGCGUACGAGAUCCUGAACUCUAUGAGCACCAUGGUGACGGCGCACUGCAAGUCGUACCGGCGACUGUACCUCGACCUGGAGAACGCCUGGUACGAGCAGCUCGACAAGGUCGGAGACGACCUGGUGCACAGAGAGGUGACCGACGUGGAGCAGUGGGAGUCGCUGGCCGACCACCACACGGCCACCAUGUUCGGUCCCAUCCGUAGCAAGGUCGAGAACAACGUCACCGCCGCCCAGGAGCGCUGGAGCCAGGUGGUCAAGGCUGCGCCUGGUCAGGUGGACCACCUGUACAACUACAUCGCCUCCUCGUGCGAGGUGUUCUCCCUACACCUGGCCGAGAGGGUCCGAUACGCCAAGAAACUCGAGAUUCAACUGCAGGCGGUGGACUCCCAGCAGGCCGCCAAGGAGGCGCAGCUCGAGCAGAAGAUCCAGAAGUCGGUGGCCAGCAUGCUGGAGGAGAGCAAGGUCGCCAAGGUGCACCAGAUUCAGCAGGCGCUGGCCAAGCAGAUGGCCGCCUUCCUGCCCACAUACGAACAGUUCCAGGAGCGGCGGCUGCAGCUGCUGCUGGCUCACAGCGAGCGCCUGGAGUCGGAGACGCUGCUGGUUCAGGCUAACGUAGCAGAGAAACUGGAGGCCACAAUAACCUCGCCGGAGCCGCCGCCCGAGGAGCCGCCAGAGGACUGUCACCGACUGAUGGGCGCCUGCCGACGUGUGCUGCUGCUACCCUCUGAGCUCACCGAGCUGCAGUCCCUGUCCGCCGCCAACAUUCGCUGGUUCCUCUCCUGGGAGCGGAGGACCCUGGAACAGGACCUCGGCGACUUCCUGCUGGACAAGCUGAAGAAGCUCAAGGCGCUCUUUUACAGCAAGGCUGAUGGGUUGACGGAAAGAACGGCCGAGAUAGAGACUACCAUUCACGACCGCCGCUCGUCAGAGAUCCAGCUGCACCAGCAGAGGGUCGACAGUCACUGCCGGUCCGUGCACGACGAACUAAAGUGGAUCCAGUCGCAGCAGUCGGGUGAAAUGGAGGCGAUCCGUGCGCGGCUGGACGAGGAGCGUGCCUGGCUGGCCGCCCACGAGCUGCGUUCCCGCUCUGCCUCUCGCAGCUACGUCCUGCAGAUGAUGCUGACGCAGAUCGGAGAGCGCGAGGCGCGCUUUGUUGACAGUCUGGUGGAGCGGUCUGCCUCAUUCCGGCAGCGCGUGGAGACGUUCAGUGCCGAUCUGACGGCCAGUACUCGCGCCUUCCUGCACCAGCUGGUGCCGCAGCCGCCGCCCGAGGUGCCCCCGCCGUCCCGGCAGCCGUCAAUGGCCGGCGCCGGCCGCACUGACAGCGUGCGGGUCGCUGUCCUCAGACAGGAGGCGAGAAAGGCGUCUGGUGCGCCGGCGGCCCAGCGGCGAGCUAGUUCCACACGCUCCAGUAAGCUGGCGGUCAGCAGACGAGUCAGCAGACGGAGGAGCAAGGAGGAGGAUAUUGCAGAGGGGGACGAGGCGGGUGCCACACAACCCCAGGUGGGCAACUUCAGCAAUGAGGAGAUCGUCAAGUACAAGGCGACGCUGAAGAAACUGCUGAUGACCAUUGAUCAGACUGGGAAGAUUCAGUGCAAGACGCUGGAACAUAGGAUGGAGCUUUUCUGCGCGGCGCUAGAUGAAGCUAUCAAAAAGGCCGAGGGCAGCAUCCGAGCGCAGAUUGGCGACGUGCAGUUCUCGGAGACCAUGCAGCGCUACUACGUGUCCAUCAACACACUGAUCAAGUCAGAGAUGCACCUGAACCAGGAGGAGACACAGGGGACCAAACAGCUGAUCCGGAACCUGGCUGACAGGCUGGACGAAUACGAGAAGAAAUGGGAGGUAAACAUGCGCAGGGAAAGCCAGCUGAGUGUAUAUUUCCAGCCGACUGCGGCCGUUCAGUGGCAAGAGCACUCUGUGGAGGUCUCCGGGUGUAUCAUGGAGGGCACCUCCGCGCUCGGCCGUGUAGAGGAACUCUUUGAGCAGAUCUGCGCGCGCCACCGGUACCUCUAUUACGCUCAGCUCGAUGGUACGGUGGAUUUCCGCGGGGAUAGUUCAGAGGAGAGCCCUCAGUCGGGCGCGAACUCUGAGGCGGGAGCGGAAGGGCCGGACGGGGAGCCGGCGGCGGCUCAGUCUGGCACAGAGCUUCCACCUGCUGGCGGCUCGGCGGCGGCGGUAGUUCAGGCGCCUGCCGACGGCGGCGCCACCGUGCGUAUGGACGAGACCAUCGCUCGGCAGGCGCUGCAGAGCAGGAAGGGCCGCCGGGGCGCCACUAAAAAGGUCCGCGGGGUGUCGGGACGCCGGGCGGGGUCGACCCGGUCCAGCGCCAGCCGCGGGGCGAGCGGCGGCUCGGAGUCGGCCGGCGGCCCGGCGGACGGAACCGACUCUCCUCCGGCCAGCCCGACUGGCUCCGGCACAGCAGCCACGGCCGAGUCUGGCUACACUGCCGACGUGUCCGCCAGCGCCGAGACAGCCACGGUCACCACAGCGGCUACCUCGAACAAAACAGAGAAACGGCGCUCCGACAAGAAAAAGGCCGCUCAGGGGCUCUCCAAAAUGGAGGAAGCAGAGGUGAUCACGUUCUUAUUCGGUAAUGUCGAACGGCCGACCGACUCCAACAACUUCAUCCAAAAGGUGCAAUGGAAGAUACUGAACGUGCUGCAGGAGACGCGAGAGACGGCCAGCAACUUCUACCUGCAGAAGGGCAGCCGCGCCGUGACACGACCCGACCUCGUGCCAGCCACCUACGACGAGCUUCUGGAGACGCUGUUUGCGCGAUUCCAGGCGUACUACACGGAGAGCGCCCAGUACCAGCUGGCCUGUUUCGCCGAGUUCUGCGACGACUUUGCCGAGUUCGCACGGCAGGCUGCUCGGAUCCCUUGCCUGCUAUUCCGACAUCAGUCGGAGUUGUUCUGUCGUCAGACGGCCGCUGUGACCCGGCGGCGCGUACAGCUUCUGUCCGAGCAGGAGCGGCUGUGGGCCGACACGGCUGCCGACCUGGAGCGCCGGCUGCGGCCCGGUCUCGGCCACCCCAACCAGCACUGUCGGCUGUUCGCGCUGGUCGAGUGGGCUGUGGAACAGAAGGAGGCCCACCUGACUCGGCUGCGGCAGCUGGACGCCGACCGGGCGGCGGCGCGCGACCAGCUACAGGCGGAGUUCGAGCGCAGUGCUGCAUUCGUGGCGGACCGGUGCCGGGCGGCGCUGUUGGCUCUCACAGCCGCCGCCCAUCUCAGUCCGACGGGACUGAAGACACUCACCCGUCUGCUGACUGAGGCCGUAGACCGGCCGAGGGAGGCCUGUCAGCGCGCCUGGGACGCGGAGAGCCGGGACUGUGAGACCGGCUGGGAGCAGGUGCUGCGCGCCGCUGUCACCGCCUGCCAGAGGUGGACGGCCAACUGGUUCAGUGGCGUGGAGGGAGUUCAGGAGCUGUACAGGAUGUGUGAGGUCUGAACACGGUGCCGGAAAUACACCAUAGAGAUGACAUUACGUGAUAUUAAAUCGGCAGGAAUGGAGUGUAGAGGGCUGCUUGAUUCAGUGUCGACGAAUAUUUAUAGCUGCGAUGCCAAUGGCCAAAGCAAGGAUAAACGGAGAAAUAGAUGUGGUCAACUAAUGAAUUGUUUAUUAGGACAUGCUACUGGAACAGUUUGCUUUGGUAAUACAAUUCUUCUUAGCCACGAAUAA